AUGCUCACCGCGCCGCAGAAGGCGCAGAUCAAGAGCGCCCUGCCCUCGUCGGCAUACAAGAUCCUCGCCGCCACGCCCGCGCGCGUCUACGCCUCGACGGGCGACGAGUGGCGCUGGAUCGGCAUCGAGGGCGCCCUCGUGCUGGCACAGAAGAAGGGCCGCGGGCCGGGCUUCGAGAUCGUCGACCUCAAGGGCACACGUGGCGUGCUCUGGUCGCAUGAGAUCUACGAGCCGUUCGCGUACCACCAGGACCGCGCGUUCUUCCACACCUUCCAGGGCGAUGACUGCCUCAUCGGCUUCAAUUUUGCCGACGAGAGCGAGGCGGGCGAGAUGCACAAGAAGGUGAUGGGCCGCGCCAAGUAUGCGAAAGCGAGCAAGAGCUCGUCGACGAAGAAGAAGGCCAAGGCGAGCGGCAGCGGCGGCAGCGUCAAGGUGACCAAGUCGAUGAUCUCCGCGCCGUCCAACUUCACCCACGUCGCGCACAUGGGCUACACGGCCGAGAGCGGCUUCAGCUCGACGAACGUGGACCCGUCGUGGGCGUCGCUGCUGGACAAGCUGGGCGCCAUGGGCGUGUCGCGCGCCGACAUCGAGAAGAACGAGGGCUUCAUUAAGGACUUUGUCGGGCGCCGCGGUGGCCCGCCGGCGCAGCAAAAGGCCAAGAAGGUGCCGCCGCCAGCGCCGACACGCGGGCCCAACACGGGCGCUCGCAAGCAACCGCCGCCGCCGCCCGCUCCUCGUGGCGCUCGCGUGCCGCCGCCGAGCAUGCCGGCCGCUGCGCCGCCUGCCGCCGCAGGUGCUCCUCCUCCGCCUCCGCCGCCUCCGCCGCCAGCACGAGGAGGCGGCUCUGCUGCUGCACCACCGCCGCCGCCGCCACCGCCUCCGCCCGCUCGAGGCGGCGGCGGCGCAGCAGCACCUCCUCCGCCACCGCCUCCUCCGCCAGGGCGCCCGCCCGCUGCAGGUGGAGCGCCGCCGCCGCCUCCACCACCACCUCCGCCCGCCGGUGGUGCGCCGGUUGCGCCGCCAGCACCGCCGCAACCUGGCCGCGCCAAUCUGCUGGCGUCGAUCCAGGGCCAGUCGGUGACUAAGCUGCGCCGCACCGAGGGCGUUCCGCCGCCGGCCGCUCUUGCUGCGGCCGGCACGGCGACGAUGGGCGUCGGUGCUGCUGCGGGUGUGGGUGCCGCUGCAGCAUCCGGAGGUGGAGAGGAGGAGAGCAACGGCGCAGGCGGCGGCGACCUGGCGAGCGCUCUGGCGGCGGCUCUCAGUGCGCGCAAGGACAACAUGGGCGACAGCGACGACGAGGAGAGCGACGACGACUGGUGAUGCGUCUCAGCCUUCCGUCCUCUGUACUUACCAUGCAGCCGCCUGUCACCUCUGCUCUUUACCCGUUCGCGAAUCAUGCAUGUCGCUUGCACGCCAGUGUCUGGCACGCCAAUGCAGAAGUCACGCAUCAGAGCUUCACGGCAUUAGACUCGAAUGUGGAGCAGCAGUCGAGAGCAAGAGGGGUCGAGAGCGACGUGGUGAGAGCGAAAGUGUGACGAGACAGGCGAGAGCGAUUGGUG
Molecule: messenger RNA, 1559 nt
Organism: Tilletiopsis washingtonensis
Lineage: Eukaryota; Fungi; Basidiomycota; Exobasidiomycetes; Entylomatales
Exons: 4
Coding region: 1-1320 (439 amino acids)
Molecular function (GO): actin binding
Source: RefSeq, a predicted model, not a curated record